GGAUGAAGCAGAGGAAGAGAAGUUUUUUUGAGACAAUCUCCUUGUCUCAAUUCACCGGCAUAGAGGAAAACCUCUUCUACCUAUUGUCAAGAAAUCGAUUGAUCUUAACGGAGAACGGCAUUUGGUCAGUCUCUGAAAAGAGUGAUGUGGCUUAG
Messenger RNA from Ilex paraguariensis (yerba mate), 155 nucleotides. Lineage: Eukaryota; Viridiplantae; Streptophyta; Magnoliopsida; Aquifoliales; Aquifoliaceae. The record is from the annotation of a GenBank genome assembly.